AUGUUGCCCAAGCUUCCUGUCGAAGACUGUCAACUCGAGCUAAACCAUCCGACUGCCUUUUCCGUCACUAUCGAUUCAGAGCUUCUGAAAGUCACGGAGCAGAAGCUUCUCCACUGCAGAUUUCCCGAAGAGCAAACGGAUUUCGCUGAUGAUGACUGGUCUCAAGGUGCAAAGGUCGCCCGCAUUCGGGAACUGGCGGAAUAUUGGAGAAAUGAGUACAACUGGAAAGACCAAGAGGCAGUUCCUGAUUAUGGCCUGGUCACACUGCACUAUACCCACACUAAGUCGCCCAACCCGGACGCCAUCCCGCUCUUAUUUGUUCACGGCUGGCCAGGAUCCUUUCUUGAAGCUAGCAGGAUCAUUGAGAAGUUGACUACGACCGAUCCCGAAAACGAAAAUUGCCCAUCAUUCCACGUUAUUGUGCCAUCCAUACCUGGGUUUGGCUUCUCACCUGCCCCUUUGAGGUCGGGAGUCGGCCCUGCAGUGGUCGCUCGUGCGUUCAGAGUCCUAAUGACUGACGUCUUGAACUACCCCUGGUUCGUAACUCAGGGAGGUGAUCUUGGCGCUUUCAUCACUCGCUGGAUCGCAAUUCAGCACCCUAGUGUUGUACGAGCGCAACAUUUCAAUACGUUCCCGGCCCCCACUCCAACUUUCGGUGCUGCGCCCUUUGCUUAUUUUCGCUUGCAUAUGUCUAGGGUACUCUACUCGAAGUACGAAAAGAGGCUUUUGAGGACUCGCAGUGUCUUUCACAGAGACCAGAGCGCAUACAUCGACAUGCAGGAAACACGGCCUCAGACUUUGGGCUUUGCACUCGGCGACUCCCCCAUUGGUCUGCUGGCGUGGUUCGUGGAGAAGCUUCAAUCUUGGGUAGAUGUACCCGAAGCGUUGAGCAACGACGACGUCAUCAACUUGGUCAUGAUGCACUGGAUCCAAGGGGCAACCCCAGGUUUGCGCUUCUUCAGAGAGGCGUUUGGACAUAAGCGGGAAGCUGAUAAGGCCUUUGACGGGCAUCUCAAGGUUCUCACGGGCGUGAGCAUCUUUCCCGGAGAGACCCUGCCAUGCCCAAAGGAUUGGGCUAAGCAACUUGCGAAUAUCACCUUUUGGCGCCAGCAUGAACGUGGCGGCCAUUUUCCAGCUCUUGAAUGUCCCGAUGACAUGGUCAAUGAUAUCCGGAAGUUCCUGUCUUCCAAAGAAAUGAGAAAGGUUCUAGCCAAAAAUAGAAAAUGA
Messenger RNA from Colletotrichum gloeosporioides, 1227 nucleotides. Its product is annotated as putative epoxide hydrolase. Gene Ontology annotation, molecular function: epoxide hydrolase activity. The coding region runs from base 1 to 1227 and encodes 408 amino acids. NCBI's taxonomy places the organism in Eukaryota, Fungi, Ascomycota, Sordariomycetes, Glomerellales, Glomerellaceae. Gene Ontology annotation, biological process: epoxide metabolic process. The record is from RefSeq and is a predicted model, not a curated record. The transcript has 3 exons.